AACCAGGUGACACUGUGUAAUCUGCCAGAUACAUGAUCAGAAUGCCGAAGCUCAUCUGCAUCAUCGGCAUCACCGGUAAUCAAGGCGGCUCCGUCGCCCAACGCUUCCUACAAGACCCAGCUUAUCAAGUAUGCGGGCUCACUCGUAACCCGGCAUCACCGGCCGCAAAACGACUCGCAGCACAGGGAGCCAGAAUCCUACAGGCCAAUCUAGACGAUGUCGACAGCCUGGUUGACGCCUUGCAGGGCGCCAACCUGAUCUUCAGCGUCACGAAUUACUGGGAACCUUUCUUCCGGGAAGACUGCCGCGCGAAGGCUGCCGAAGCCGGCAUCUCCUGUCGCCAGUACGCGUACCAGGUCGAGUAUCAGCAGGGGAAGAACAUUGCGGAUGCUGUUGCAAGGGUGGUCGACGGGCUGGAUGAGAAUGGGUUUAUUGCUUCGACGCUUAGCCAUGCGCGGAAAUCCAGUAAUGGGGCUGUUACGGAGUUGUAUCAUUUUGAUGCGAAGGCUGAUAUUUUCCCGGAUUAUGUGAGGGAGAAGUAUCCGCUAUUGGCGAGCAAGAUGUCCUGUGUGCAGACUGGGUAUUUUAUGUCGAGUUACAAGUUCGUGCCGACGGCUUAUUUUACCAAGUUGCCUGACGAUGGCGGGUUCGAAAUGAGGUUUCCUACCGCGCCUGACAAACCAGUGCCUCACUUGGAUGUCAACGCGGAUAUGGGAAACUUUGUGUACGCUGUGUCCAAAAUGCCGCCGGGUAAGAGCUACAUGGCCGAAGGGUCUACCUGUAGUUGGUCCGAGUAUAUGCGGUUGUGGUCCGACGCUACCAAGGUUCCCGGACGUUACAAACAAGUCAGCCUUGUGCAGAUGAUCGCGGCCGUUCCGGACAGGGAGUUUGGAAGGGAAGUUGGCGAUAUGUUUGUUUACUCUUCCGAUCCGGGGUAUGACGGGGGUGAUACGACGCUUCUCAAGGCAGCCGAUUUGCGAAAGUUGGGAAUUGACUGUCCGAUGAGGAGUCUCGAGGACUUUAUCCAGAAUGAAGAUUGGUCGUUGCUGCUAUCAUCAUAA
Messenger RNA from Monascus purpureus, 1061 nucleotides. The record is from the annotation of a GenBank genome assembly. NCBI's taxonomy places the organism in Eukaryota, Fungi, Ascomycota, Eurotiomycetes, Eurotiales, Aspergillaceae.